CACAAUAAUCAUGGCGGCUCACGUGUAGCAGUUUUCCUGGUUAGAAAGCCUUCAGUUUUCUUAGGUUUACACCCUUUACUAGAGAUGUUUGGAGACUUGUUUGACGAAGAGGAAGAUUUCUCAUUCCUAUCAAACAGCACAACUAGUGAUGGGAAAAAGACGAAACGCAAAGAUUCUGAAAUACUAGAACCGCGUGGAGAGACUGGACUAAGUGGCCUUAGGAACCAGGGAGGCACAUGCUACCUAAACUCUCUGCUGCAGACUCUGCUUUUCACCCCAGAAUUUAGAGAAGCCCUGUUUGCCUUGAGCCCUGAAGAGCUUGGAUCCCUGGAAGAUAAAGAUGUGGAAGAUUCCAAGGUUCGGAUCAUUCCAUUACAGUUACAACGGCUUUUUGCUCAACUUCUCCUUGUGGAUCAACAGGCUGCAUCAACCGCUGACCUCACAAGCAGCUUUGGCUGGGAUAACAAUGAGAGACGGAGUCGUCAGCCGCCUGCUCGACUCAGCCCCAAUCCAGCCCGGGCCACUGCCUACUGCCUGCAAAGAGACCCAUACCACGAAACAUCCACUCCUGCAGUGUGGAGAGAAACCAACCCCGCAGAUGAGGACUUCGGGAUACUACACGAAGUCAACCCCUUGCAAGCAGCCACUACGGACAACCGACGGCAUCACUAG
Messenger RNA from Nanorana parkeri, 672 nucleotides. RefSeq names its product ubiquitin carboxyl-terminal hydrolase 40-like. Bases 85 to 672 code for a protein of 195 amino acids. The transcript is spliced from 5 exons. Gene Ontology annotation, molecular function: cysteine-type endopeptidase activity; cysteine-type deubiquitinase activity. Lineage: Eukaryota; Metazoa; Chordata; Amphibia; Anura; Dicroglossidae. Gene Ontology annotation, biological process: protein deubiquitination. The record is from RefSeq and is a predicted model, not a curated record. Gene Ontology annotation, cellular component: cytosol; nucleus.